Bactrocera tryoni is the source of this 525-nucleotide messenger RNA. RefSeq names its product larval cuticle protein A2B-like. Gene Ontology annotation, cellular component: extracellular matrix. The record is from RefSeq and is a predicted model, not a curated record. Bases 1 to 525 code for a protein of 174 amino acids. The transcript has 2 exons. NCBI's taxonomy places the organism in Eukaryota, Metazoa, Arthropoda, Insecta, Diptera, Tephritidae.
AUGGCAUUCAAGUUCGUAGCAAUCCUCGCUUUCGCCGCGGUGGCCAGCGCUGGCGUUGUGCCCGUGCAUGAGGUCUACCAACACGCACCCGUUGCCACCGCCGUGGUGAAGGCGCCAGUGGCUUAUGCUGCGCCAGCUCCCGCUUAUGCUCAUGUCGCUCACGCUCCAGUUGCUGUACACGCUCAUGCUCAACCGAUUCUUGCCAAGCACGAUGACGAAUAUGACCCACAUCCACAAUACAAAUACGGCUAUGAUGUGCAGGACGCACUCUCUGGCGAUUCCAAGAGUCAAACGGAGGAACGCGAUGGUGAUGUCGUCCGCGGCGAAUACUCCUUGGUCGAUGCUGAUGGUUUCAAGCGCGUGGUUCAAUAUACCGCCGAUCCCGUUAACGGUUUCAACGCUGUUGUCAACCGCGUGCCUUUGGAACAUGUGAAAACUGUGGUGAAAGCUGCGCCUGUAGCCUACGCCGCACCAGCUCCCGCUUACGUUAAGGAGUACGCCGCCCCAAUUGCGUAUCAUCACUAG